AUGAAUGCUCACUGUGGUAUUUGGAAUGUAUGUAUCUUCUGAACCCUACAUCAAGUUGAAAAGCUAUAUGUCUUUGGCUUUCAAGAUCCUCUUUCCACAAACCCUCUGUGCACUCAGCCGAAAAGAACUGUGCCUAUUCCGAAAACAUCACUGGCCUGAUGUAAGACAAUUCAGCCAGUGGUCAGAAACAGAUCUGCUUCAUGGACAUCCUCUCUUCCUGAGAAGAAAGCCUGUUGUAUCAUUCCAGGGAAGCCAUCUAAGAUCACGUGCCACCUGCCUUGUUUUCUUGCCAGGGUUGCAUGUGGGACGCUGCAGUGGCCCCUGUGAGAUGGCUGAGCAACGGUUCUGUGUGGACUAUGCCAAGCGUGGCACAGCUGGCUGCAAAAAAUGCAAGGAAAAGAUUGUGAAGGGUGUAUGCCGAAUUGGCAAAGUGGUGCCCAAUCCCUUCUCAGAGGCUGGGGGUGAUAUGAAAGAGUGGUACCACAUUAAAUGCAUGUUUGAGAAACUAGAGCGGGCCCGGGCCUCCACAAAAAAAAUCGAGGACCUCACAGAGCUGGAAGGCUGGGAAGAGCUGGAAGAUAAUGAGAAGGAACAGAUAACCCAGCACAUUGCAGAUCUGUCUUCUAAGGCAGCAGGUACACCAAAGAAGAAAGCUAUUGUCCAGGCUAAGUUGACAACCACUGGCCAGGUGACUUCUCCAGUGAAAGGCACCUCAUUUGUCACCAGUACCAAUCCCCGGAAAUUUUCUGGCUUUUCAGCCAAGCCCAACAACUCUGCCCCCUUGAGCCCCACCCCUAAGAGAAGUCUGUCUUCAAGCAAAUGUGACCCCAGGCAUAAGGACUGUCUGCUACGGGAGUUUCGAAAGUUAUGCGCCAUGGUGGCCGAUAAUCCUAGCUACAACACGAAGACCCAGAUCAUCCAGGACUUCCUGCGGAAAGGCUCAGCAGGAGAUGGUUUCCACGGUGAUGUGUACCUAACAGUGAAGCUGCUGCUGCCAGGAGUCAUUAAGACUAUUUACAACUUGAAUGAUAAGCAGAUUGUGAAGCUUUUCAGUCGCAUUUUUAACUGCAACCCAGAUGAUAUGGCACGGGACCUAGAGCAGGGUGACGUGUCAGAGACAAUCAGAGUCUUCUUUGAGCAGAGCAAGUCUUUCCCCCCAGCUGCCAAGAGCCUCCUUACCAUCCAGGAAGUGGAUGAGUUCCUUCUGCGGCUGUCCAAGCUCACCAAGGAGGAUGAGCAGCAACAGGCCCUACAGGACAUUGCCUCCAGGUGUACAGCCAAUGACCUUAAAUGCAUCAUCAGGUUGAUCAAACAUGAUCUGAAGAUGAACUCAGGUGCAAAACAUGUGUUAGACGCCCUUGACCCCAAUGCCUAUGAAGCCUUCAAAGCCUCGCGCAACCUGCAGGAUGUGGUGGAGCGAGUCCUUCACAAUGCGCAGGAGGUGGAGAAGGAGCCGGGCCAGAGACGAGCUCUGAGCGUCCAGGCCUCACUGAUGACACCUGUGCAGCCCAUGCUGGCGGAGGCCUGCAAGUCCAUUGAGUAUGCGAUGAAGAAAUGUCCCAAUGGCAUGUUCUCUGAGAUCAAGUACGAUGGAGAGCGAGUCCAGGUGCAUAAGAAUGGAGACCACUUCAGCUACUUCAGCCGCAGUCUUAAGCCCGUCCUGCCUCACAAGGUGGCCCACUUUAAGGACUACAUUCCCCAGGCUUUUCCUGGGGGCCACAGCAUGAUCUUGGAUUCUGAAGUGCUUCUGAUUGACAACAAGACAGGCAAACCACUGCCCUUUGGGACUCUGGGAGUGCACAAGAAAGCAGCCUUCCAGGAUGCUAAUGUCUGCCUGUUUGUUUUUGAUUGUAUCUACUUUAAUGAUGUCAGCUUGAUGGACAGGCCUCUGUGUGAGCGGCGGAAGUUUCUUCAUGACAACAUGGUUGAAAUUCCAAACCGGAUAAUGUUCUCAGAAAUGAAGCGAGUCACAAAAGCUUCGGACUUGGCUGACAUGAUAACCCGGGUGAUCCGGGAGGGAUUGGAGGGGCUGGUGCUGAAGGAUGUGAAGGGUACAUAUGAGCCUGGGAAGCGGCACUGGCUGAAAGUGAAGAAAGACUAUUUGAACGAGGGGGCCAUGGCCGACACAGCUGACCUGGUGGUCCUUGGGGCCUUCUAUGGGCAAGGGAGCAAAGGCGGCAUGAUGUCAAUCUUCCUCAUGGGCUGCUACGACCCUGACAGCCAGAAGUGGUGCACAGUCACCAAGUGUGCAGGAGGCCAUGAUGAUGCCACGCUUACCCGCCUGCAGAAGGAACUAGACAUGGUGAAGAUCAGCAAGGACCCCAGCAAAAUACCCAGCUGGCUGAAGGUCAACAAGAUCUACUAUCCUGACUUCAUCGUCCCAGACCCAAAGAAAGCUGCCGUGUGGGAGAUCACAGGGGCUGAAUUCUCCAAAUCAGAGGCUCACACAGCUGACGGGAUCUCCAUCCGAUUCCCUCGCUGCACCCGAAUCCGAGAUGAUAAGGACUGGAAAUCUGCCACUAACCUUCCCCAACUCAAGGAAUUGUACCAGUUGUCCAAGGAGAAGGCAGACUUCACUGUAGUGGCUGGAGAUGAGGGGAGCUCCACUACAGGGGGUAGCAGUGAAGAGAAUAAGGGUCCCUCAGGGUCUGCUGUGUCCCGCAAGGCCCCCAGCAAGCCCUCAGCCAGUACCAAGAAAGCAGAAGGGGAGCUGAGUAACUCCAACAGCAAAGACGGCAACAUGCUGACUGCAAAGCCUUCUGCUAUGAAGGCGGGAGAGAAGCUGGCCAUGAAGUCUUCUCCAGUGAAAGUAGGGGAGAAGCGGAAAGCUGCUGAUGAGACCCUGUGCCAAACAAAGAGGUGGCCAGCCAGUGAGCAGAGAGGAAGAACUGUGCCAGCAGGCAGGAGAUAGAACAGCCCGGCCUAGCCAGGAGAGACUGCAGGGACUCACUCAGCUGCUGGCCCCAAGUCAACAUUUACAUUAAAGGGGAAGGCCCAGUCUGGGUGUGGGAAUGCAGCAUUGUGAGUUUGUGGUCAGGGUGGAAGCAGGUCCAGCAAGCACUGAGUGGGGGAGAGGGCACUGGCUUGUUGACUCUCCUCCCAGGAGAGGAGCCUUUUCCCUUUUACACUUACUUGUCAGUCUUGGGUUUGGCAACAUCUCCUGAGCAAUUUUUUUUUUUUUUUUUUUUUUUGAGAUAAGUCUCGCUCUGUCGCCCAGGCUGGAGUGAAGUGGUGCAAUCUUAGCUCACUGCAACCUCCGCCUCCCGGGUUCGAGCGCUUCUCCGGCUUCAGCCUCCCGAGUAGCUGGGAGUAUAGGCAUGUGCCACCAUGCCCGGCUAAUUUUUGUAUUUUUAGUAGAGACAGGAUUUCACCAUGUUGGUCAGGCUGGUCUCAAAGUCCUGACCUCAAGUGAUUUGCCUGCCUUGGCCUCCCAAAGUGCUGGGAUUACAGGCCUGAGCCACCGCACCCGGCCUCUUUUGAGCAGUUUCUGAUGCCAAGAACUAGGUUUAGUACUGGCUGAACUCUGGGGGAGCUGAUGGCUCAAAGGACAGAUAGAGAAGUAAACAUAUGAUUUACACCCAUGUCAUUGUGCCCCCCACGCUCCCCACCGCCAUCCAGGAGUUAAGCAUAGAAGUCUGACAGCUGAAGGCCUGAACUCGGUCCCCAACAGACCUGUAGAAACCUUUCCCCUCUCUCUUCCCAGCCUGAAGUCCUUGAACCCAUUGAGAGUAGUAAGCAGGACUCCUGACCCCUCAGUCUAGCAGGUUGUAGAGUAGACUGCUUGGUCUCAGGGCACAUCACUGAGUCUGGGGGCACUGAGUCAGAGCCAGCUCCGCCUGCCCACCAUGACUGGGUGGCUCUUAUACACGUGUACUCUUCCCAUCUCCAGGUCCCAGAUGUCGAGGCCUGUCCACUCUCCUUUUCCCCUAGGCAGGGGUGGAGGGGCGUGUCACUCCUGUAUAAUUUGGAGUGACUGGAGGGGUGGGGGUAUUGAUGCAUGGUAUCCCAGUAAACUCCUCUGCUUGUGUCCUAACUCUAGGCUCCCUCAUUCUGUCCCAUGCUCAUCUGGGUGAAGACCCAUCUGUACCCAGUGUAGGUCUGACCCCACCCUGACCCCUCUGCAUUUGCAGGUACUGCUGGACAUCUUCACUGGGGUGCGGCUUUACUUGCCACCCUCCACACCAGACUUCAGCCGUCUCAGACGCUACUUUGUGGCAUUCAACGGGGACCUGGUACAGGAAUUUGAUAUGACCUCAGCCACGCACGUGCUGGGUAGCAGGGACAAGAACCCUGCGGCCCAGCAGGUCUCCCCAGAGUGGAUUUGGGCAUGUAUCCGGAAACGGAGACUCGUAGCUCCCUGCUAGAUUUGCUGUCUUCCCUCUCCCUCAGGCCAUACUCUCCUUUACCAUACUACCGGACUGGACUCAGGCUGGAGGCAGAUAGACACAGUACAGGGCGGAUGGGCUUGCUUCUCCCAAACCCACCAGUUCUCCUCGGUCUUCUGGACCAGGAAUUAGUUGCUGUGGGUGCCACAACUGAAGUCAGUUUCUCUUGCUGGUUUAAAUAGAUCUUUCAGAGCUGGGUGCUGGGUUUGCCGUCUUUUUGUUUUCUUUGAAAAGCAGCUUAGUUACCUUUCUUAUAAAUAAAAAUAUCUUGCAGUUAUCUUUGUCCUUUCCCCACCUGCACCCCCAAUAAUUUCCCUAGAGAUUAAGGAGUAAAGGCUGGGCUAUGGCAGCUCUGUCCACAAAGCCUUCUCUCCCAUCCUUGCCUGUUCCUUUGUGCUUCCAGGCUCAUUUUAAAGUUGUAUUUAAAGGACUGCCCUCAGAAAUGCUUCUAUUUAGCAGAACUUGUAUUCAGCCUGACACCCUUUGCCAGGAACAAACCCUCAUGUGAAAGAAAACAAAAUGAACUUUUUUGACUUUC
Messenger RNA from Symphalangus syndactylus (siamang), 4923 nucleotides. RefSeq names its product DNA ligase 3 (gene LIG3). The record is from RefSeq and is a predicted model, not a curated record. NCBI's taxonomy places the organism in Eukaryota, Metazoa, Chordata, Mammalia, Primates, Hylobatidae. Gene Ontology annotation, molecular function: DNA binding; ATP binding; DNA ligase (ATP) activity. Gene Ontology annotation, biological process: DNA recombination; DNA biosynthetic process; double-strand break repair. Gene Ontology annotation, cellular component: DNA ligase III-XRCC1 complex; nucleus.